AUGCAACUGAACCAUCCGAGAGUACUCCAGGGGAAUGAGACAGACAGGCAGGCACUGCUAGCAAUCAAAGAUCAAAUACAACAAGAUCCAAACCAAAUCACAAGCUCAUGGAAUGAAACGCUUCACUUUUGCCUGUGGCACGGCGUCACCUGCAGUCAACGACAUCGCCAAAGGGUGACGAAGCUGGAGCUUAGCUCUCUGGAGUUGGUGGGAUCGAUAUCACCUCACGUAGGAAAUCUAAGCUUCUUAAGAGUGCUAGAUCUCGAGAACAACAGCUUCACUCAUCAAAUCCCUCCUCAAAUCGGGAAUUUGCGUAGACUGCAGGAUUUGAAAGGGAUACGAGAUUUAGACCUUUCUCGCAAUAAUUUCACAGGAGGUAUUCCACAGUUUUUCGAGGGCUUCCACUUGGAGAAUAUCAACCUAUCCUACAAUCAGUUUUGGGGAGCAGUGCCAACUGGUGGUAUUUUCAAGAAUGCAAGUGCGACUGCAGUUGCUGGAAACUCUAGGCUAUGCGGCGGUGUUGCUAAUCUUCGACUUCCUGUGUGCAAACCUAACGAAUCAAAAAGAGGAGCGUUGUCUCGCAGAAUGAAACUGUUGAUUUCUUUAGUUUCUGGGUGCAGUCUCUUGGGACUGGCUGUGGUGUUGUCACUUUUUCUUCUUGGUAAGAAAAGGAAAGAAGCUAAAUUAAGCACUCUUGGGAACUCUGUUUUGCAAGUUUCAUAUGCUACACUCCUUAAAGCUACCGAUGGUUUUUCUUCAGCUAAUUUGAUUGGUUUGGGUGCUUUUGGCUCUGUCUACAAAGGAAUUCUUGCUGAAGAUAGAGUUGUUGUUGCUGUGAAGGUGUUUAACAUGUUACAUCGGGGAGCUUCUAAGAGUUUCAUCUCUGAAUGUGAGGCGUUGCGAAACAUUAGACAUCGAAAUCUGGUCAAGAUAGUAACUGCAUGCUCAAGUAUUGAUUUCAAUGGCAAUGAUUUUAAGGCUCUUGUUUAUGAAUUCAUGGAAAAUGGGAGCUUAGAGGACUGGUUGCAUCCUUCUUUUGAGAAUGAAGAGGUGACAGAAGCACCUAAACUUUUAAGUCUUGUUCAGAGGCUCAACAUUGCCAUUGAUGUUGCUUCUGCAUUGGAAUAUCUUCACAACCAUUGCGAAACACCGAUAGUUCACUGUGAUCUCAAGCCAAGUAAUGUCCUGUUAGACAAAGAGUUGACUGGACAUGUUUCUGAUUUUGGGUUGGCAAGGUUUCUCACAGAGUCAACCGUAAGUGUUUCUGGAAAUCAAUCAAGCUCCAUUGGAAUUAGAGGAUCGGUUGGUUAUGCUGCUCCAGAGUAUGGCAUGGGAAGUGGAGUGUCAACAUAUGGGGAUGUUUACAGCUUUGGUAUACUCUUGUUAGAAAUGUUUACAGGGAAGAGACCGACUGAUCACAUGUUCAGUGACGGCUUGAAUCUUCAUAAUUAUGUGAAGACAGCUCUCCCUGAACGUGUUUUGGAGAUUUCAGAAUCAGUACUAGUUUUUCAAGAAGGCAACUCCAAUGUUGAUGAAGCUCACAGCCAAUUGAGUGCACAGAAAAUUGAAGAGUGUUUGACUUUGAUACUUGGAAUUGGAAUUGCCUGUUCUGCUGAAUCCUCAACAAGCCGAAAGGAUAUCAGUGAUGCUGCAUCCGAACUGCACACAAUCAGGGGCAAUCUUCUCGGCUAG
Messenger RNA from Fragaria vesca subsp. vesca, 1692 nucleotides. RefSeq names its product probable LRR receptor-like serine/threonine-protein kinase At3g47570-like. The coding region runs from base 1 to 1692 and encodes 563 amino acids. Gene Ontology annotation, biological process: protein phosphorylation. The record is from RefSeq and is a predicted model, not a curated record. The transcript has 3 exons. Gene Ontology annotation, molecular function: ATP binding; protein binding; protein kinase activity. Lineage: Eukaryota; Viridiplantae; Streptophyta; Magnoliopsida; Rosales; Rosaceae.